Pecten maximus is the source of this 3499-nucleotide messenger RNA. RefSeq lists its product as uncharacterized. The transcript has a single exon. Bases 7 to 1968 code for a protein of 653 amino acids. The record is from RefSeq and is a predicted model, not a curated record. Lineage: Eukaryota; Metazoa; Mollusca; Bivalvia; Pectinida; Pectinidae.
AGGACGAUGGGGAGCCGAGAAAUGGUUGCCGCCAGGAGGAAGCUGACACUUGUACGUGAGCAAUUAAGUAACUGUGAUAAAACACAAUCAGAAACAAUUAACACAGGAAGUUCAGCAGAAGGAAUUAAGAUGAUGGGCUCGGACCAAGAUCAAAUGCUAAUUCACAACUCUGUGGUAGUUAUAUGUCCUGACCAACAAAGCAGUAUCACACCAGAUAUUGCUAAUAAAACGGUAUUUAUUAUGAGAGAUACCAACAGCCGACCUGGCUAUGUAAAAUUGCAGCUGAAAGGACGGACGUGCACUUCAGACUUGUUUAAUUCGAUUGUACCUGUUGGAGAUGUACACUUUGUAUCAAGUGAAAUGUUUGCACGGUCGCUAUCAGAUCAAGUAUGUGAUGUAUUCAGGACUACCGUAAACACUCGUGGAGCAGCUACUACUACGAGUAAAAUAACUUAUACAGAAUCAGAUAUCGAUUUAGUGCGUGUGUUCGUUUGUACUAGUUGGCCAAGCGAGAGCAACGAGUGGGUGAGCAGACCUCGAUUGUAUAACUGGCCGGAUAAAUGUUUGAGAGAUAAGAUAGUACAAGGUGGUUGUCAUCUUGUCCCUGUAGGAGAUAAAACGUCAGCCGACACAUUCCUACAAUGGAGAAUUUCAUUCGCGACUGCGGAACGCAAACUCGUUCAUUCUCUCAGUCAUGUCCAGUUCCUAGUGUACUGUCUUCUCAAGUACCUUUUCAAACAGAUAUCUGGGAAGUUAAAACAAAUAUAUGGGGAUACAGAUAUCAUCUCGUCAUAUAUUAUCAAAACAACUAUACUCCAUGCAGUAGAAAACACACCUUUUUCUUUAUGGGAAGAAAAGAAUACAUUUCUUUGUUUCAUGCUGUGUUUAAAUAUUUUGGCCACGUGGGUGAGAGCAGGAUAUUGUCCUAAUUACUUUAUAUACAAGAAUAAUAUGUUCCUUGGGAAAGUUCAUGGUCACAAUCAACAAAAACUCCUCCGUUUACUUGUUAAACUCCGUGAUAUGACAUGGCGUUGUCUAUCAAUAGGAACAUUCUUCCAAUCAUCUAUAGGAGAGUAUAUCCAGAGAGUGAAAAAUGGGGCCUGGGAAAUAGUACUGCCUACACCAGCACAAUCAGAAAGAGAAACUGAUUUCACAAUAUUCGUACGGUCCUUCGUUUUGUUUCGUGCAACUGAUGUACUGCCCGCUUUGAAACUUCUGAGCAAAUCAAUGUCGGACAUGGAUGAAUUAAUAGCUUACUUCAAUACAGUACAUGCACUCUCUUUUAAAGGGAUGGAGGCAUUUGAGGAACAAGCUUCCCUCGGAGGAAACAAACAGAAGUAUAAAUCUCUUAGGAAAUGUAAGAAGUUUAUAUCACCACUUGCCGUAACUUGUACAAGUCCAGGUCUACUGACGUUGGCAACCUAUCACUACCAGACUGGGAAUUACUUGAAAACACUGGAAAUGUGUGGACACCUUAUUUCCUCGUGGAAAAUUUUCGUUGAUUGUAUGAGUGAAAAGGGUCAUGAUAGAUACGAACAUCUUUACUGUGGGCAUGGGUAUAGUCUUCUACACAAAUUUCAGCAAGCAUGUGUAUCAUACAUGUUUUUGACACAACCAUAUCCAAAUUUCUGUCCAGUCCAUUUACAACAAGAGCUAACGAACGUCAGUAGUAUAAAACUGCUAAUCCCACCACUCCCUUACGCCGUGUUCCUGACCUUCCUGUGUUACCAUGAGCUUAACGAUACAAGAAGACGUGACGCAGCACUGAUCGAACUUCGGGCCGUGAAAUAUGAUAAGUACCAGGGAGGAAGCAAAUACUGGAUUGUCCACAACCUCUUAGGAAUCUGUUACGAAAUGGUCGGUGACCUACGCAGUGCUCGCAGGGAAUACAAGGACUCUCUGGGUGGUACAAGAGGUUAUCAACAUCAAAAUCCUGCUAUGGAGAGGAUAGAACGACUGGAGCAUUAACUAUAACGACAAAACUUGAUUUUCUAUAUUUUUUUAGAUACUAGGCACACUAUCAACAUCACUGAAUCGUACUGCGUGUAAUAAUUCAACAUGAUGACCUUGUAUCGCUGAUUCGAAAAAUAAAUUGUUAAAGCUUACAGUCCAAAAUAAAAGAACUUCCGAUUGAGGUUUAAAAAUACGAAGUUUCAGUAAUUAGAAAUCUUUUCGGAAAUGUACUCCAAUGAUUACAUUAGGUCCCAUUCAUCGUAUCUAAGGAAGUGCCGCCAUUUUAGUUUGUGCAUGGCUUGGAGACGCAUACCCGGAAGCGAACCCGUGCACACUAUGUAUUAAUGUGAAAGAAUAACAAAAUAAAUCCCCAGAGGGACAGAAGGAAAUUAGGAGGGGGCAGAUUGUAAGGAAGACUUAACAUAGAGGAACCAAGACAUGCUGAAGGAGGCGUACAGCAUGUAAAGUGUUAAGAAUUCGCACAGUAUGGUUUGGAAAUUAUACGUGGUUCUGACAAAUGAAAAAAGAGACAUUAAGGGAAUAUGGCGUCGAAGAUGAAUUUCAAUUUAUUAUUCCAUGUUUCUUUCUUAUUGUUUGAAGCUACGAGAAGUUGUUUAAUAUGUAUAUGAUACUGAUGAUUCGGAUAACUCCAAGUUUUGAACUUAACUUUAACACGGAGUUUGAUGAGGACAAAAGACUUGAGCCCAGUGAUUUGUUAUAUAUGUGAAAUAUUAUUGUAAGAUAGCUAAUGGGUUUGGCAUGGAUCCAUCUCUACCAAGACGAUUUUUUCCAACUCUCCAUCAGGUCUAAGCUGCUCGAUCCCAGUAUAAUUAUGUAAUAACAUUUAUUAUAUGAUCGGUAUGUAGCACUAUCACUCAUUGGUCCUAAUCAGAUCACAUGCCAUCAAUUACUUCCUUGGCCAUACCCCCAUGACAUCACCGAGGAGUCAAUAUAAUAUUUCGUCAGGUCCGUUGAAAGUAUGUCAUAUAUGCUGAAAGGUAUUUUUAGCAGAUGUUAAUAAAACUUUCCAUGGACCUGGCGAAACGUUAUAUUCAACUUCCGGUGAUAUGAUGAGGUAUUUUAGAGGAACUUUUAUUUAGUUUUGUCUUUAAAUAAGUACAAUAACGUAACUGCAGACUUUAGUUUCGGAAAAUCCAUGGUUUUAGGGACCUGCCCUGAACAAUAUCCACCUCGGCCUUCGGUCUCGGGAAAUAUUGUCAAGGUAAGGUCCGUAGAACAAUGGAAUAUUCUCAACAAAAGUCUGGAUUUGUAAUGAUGUUGUUCCAUCUUAUUUGAGAAAGACAAAACCAAGCCGAUUACAGCCUUUAUCAUUUGUAUAGUUUAUGUAGCUGUGCCGGUAUGGUAUCUGUAUUCUUACAUGUUUCGCCCUUGGAUUUAUUAGUUAUAGCCAAAUAUUUCAGAUCUGGAUUUUGGAUGUUUACGUGUCAAACUGUAUGCUUUUUAUACUAUAUUUGAGUCAAUAUCUUUUUCGAUUAAGUCAAAUUGAUCUAAGUAAAAUAUGUUGUAUAAUUAAUAAAAUACUGCA